CCUGGCGACCUAGCGCCGUCCUCCAGGCAAAUCGACGGCGCCUGAAGGUCGCAAGCAGCAGCGAGGACGACGGGGCCAGCUUGAUCUCCCCGACCCGGCGUCGCGCGCAGAUUGCUUGGACUUGAAUGUUUUUGGAAGCCGAUUAUUGCUUAACGUGAUCAGACUGGUUCAUAUCAUGGAUCAACAAGCCAAAGACGAUACUGAUAUUUUUGAACCAACGGUAACCUUAGAUCAAACACAUUAUCAAGAGGGUUACAAAAAUGGUUAUGAUGAUGGCUUGGUGUCUGGAAAGGAAGACGGAAGGCAGGUUGGUUUGAAGAUGGGUUUCCAGAUAGGUGAAGAACUGGGGUUCUAUCAGGGCUGUUUGGAUGUGUGGAUGUCAGCAAUUCGCCUUGAUCAAGAUGCAUUCUCAGCUCGAAUCAGGAAGAACAUGGAACAACUGGCUGCACUACUCAGCAACUAUCCUUUGUCUGAUCCAGAGAAUAACCAGGUUCAAGACAUGAUGGAGAAGAUCAGGAUGAAAUUCAGGGUUAUCAUGGCAAGCUUAGGAGCAAAAUUGGACUAUGAAGGUCGCCCCACAUCUUCUAAGGAAGACUUUUAGGAUCUGUAGUCUGUAGCUGGUUUAGCAUUAUGGAAGGUCCCUUGUGGAUUUCAAAUCUCACUUACCACUUUGAAAGUGAUGUUUGAUAUCAAUAUCUUUGCCUUUUGGUUUUGUGGUUGUGAUGUUCUGUUUCAUGAAUAUGGCUAGAGACAUGUAAGGACUUAUGGUGCUACCGGGAUAACUGAGGGUACCUGAAGCACUACUGUAUCUUAGUAUCAAAGGUCCACUUCAACUUUAAGAAAUUUUCAGUCAUUGUUCUUUC
Lolium rigidum is the source of this 863-nucleotide messenger RNA. Its product is annotated as protein LTO1 homolog. The coding region runs from base 176 to 601 and encodes 141 amino acids. The record is from RefSeq and is a predicted model, not a curated record. Lineage: Eukaryota; Viridiplantae; Streptophyta; Magnoliopsida; Poales; Poaceae. The transcript is spliced from 3 exons.